AUGAUGCGUGUAAAGUUUUUCGUGCCAGGCGGAAUGAAACGAUCAGAUCUUUAUCGAAUAGUAAUUCAAGCACAAAAUGACAAUGAAUUAUUUGAAAAAACAAUACCUGGAGCUCCUGAUAUCAGGAAUAUUUUUUUGCAGAUAGACAAAACAAUAUACAAGCCAACUGAUACUGUUCACUUACGAGCACUGCCACUAACAACGAACGGAAAGUUAUACAAUGGACCAGUGGAUUUUUCACUUAUGAACGCAGAUGGCUUUGAAUUGAUUCACAAAAAUAAGUCAGUAAUUAACAAUGGAUUUAUUAAUGUAGAAUUUCAAGUACCUCAACAUUUGAAUUUUGGCGAGUGGAAGAUUAUCGCGCGUGCUGAUCGUUAUAAGCCAACAAUAAAAUCAAUCACAUUUCAAGUUCAACAAUAUGAAGUUCCACCAUUUCGUUUGCAUAUUAUGGCAAAGGAAACUGAUGACAUUACUGUAUUUGAGUUAGACGUUUUAGCAAGACAUGCUAAUGGUCGCGCAAUAUCGGGGCAAAUAACAGUUUUAUGCGACUGUAAUGCAAACAAGAUUCGUUCAUCAAUACCUUCAGAUUCACGGAAAUUUUCUCUUUGCAUUUUGCAUUCUGGCAAGGAUAAUGAAGCUUAA
This is a messenger RNA of Thelazia callipaeda (thelaziosis nematode), 642 nucleotides long. NCBI's taxonomy places the organism in Eukaryota, Metazoa, Nematoda, Chromadorea, Rhabditida, Thelaziidae. The record is from the annotation of a GenBank genome assembly.